Molecule: messenger RNA, 1232 nt
Organism: Prorocentrum cordatum
Lineage: Eukaryota; Dinophyceae; Prorocentrales; Prorocentraceae
Source: the annotation of a GenBank genome assembly
CAGUGCCUUGAUGUUGCUUGACAAGAACAACUUGAUCAAGUACGACAAGCGCACGGGCCAGGUGCAGGUCACGGCACUGGGCCGUGUGGCCAGCCACUAUUACAUCCGUCACCCGUCCAUCGCGACAUUCAACGACCACCUCAGGCCUAUGAUGUCCGACAUCGAGUUGCUUCGCCUGUUCUCCCUGUCGAACGAGUUCAAGUACAUACCCGUCCGCGAGGAGGAGAAGGUCGAGAUGGCCCGCCUAGUGGAGAAGGUGCCGGUCCCCGUCAAGGGAGGCACCGACGAGCCGUCCUCCAAGGUGAAUGUGCUGCUCCAGGCUUACAUCUCCAAGCUGAAGAUGGACGGAUUCGCGCUGAUGUCGGACAUGGUUUACGUGCAGCAGUCCGCGGGCCGCAUCAUGCGCGCAAUCUUCGAGAUAUGCCUCCGCAGAGGCUGGGCUGCGCUGGCCCUUCGUGCCCUGCAAUGGUGCAAGAUGAUCGACAAGCGGAUGUGGGGGUCGCAGACGCCCCUGCGCCACUUCAAAGGCCUCGCCGAGGACAUCCUCCGCAAGGUGGAGAAGAAGGAUUUCGCCUGGGAGCGCUACUACGACCUGUCCAGCGCCGAGAUCGGGGAGCUGAUCCGCUUCCCAAAGAUGGGCAAGACUAUCCACAAGCUUGUCCACCAGUUCCCCAAGCUGGAUCUCAGCGCGUACGUGCAGCCGAUCACGAGGUCCUGCCUCAUGGUGGAGCUGACAAUUACCCCAGACUUUCAGUGGGACGCGCGCGUGCACGGCCGCGCGGAACCGUUUUGGGUUUUCGUGGAGGAUGUGAACGGCGAGCAGAUCCUCCACCAGGAGAUGUUCGUGUUGAAGGAGCGGGGCGCGGAGGAGGAGCACACGCUGAAUUUCACGGUGCCCAUCACGGAGCCCUUGCCGCCUCAGUAUUUCAUCCGGGUCGUGUCGGACCGAUGGAUCAACGCACAGACAUUGCUCCCCGUCUCCUUCAGGCACCUCAUCUUGCCCGAGAAGUACCCGCCGCACACCGAGCUGCUUGAUCUGCAGCCGCUGCCGCUCACGGCGCUGCGAUACCCCGCGGCGGAGCAGCUGUACGCGGCCGCGGGCCUCAAGGUGAUCCUCCUCGUCCUCAUGCUGAUGCUCGUGAUGCCGCUGUUGUUCCUUCGCCUCCCCCUCCUCGAUCCUCGAACCUGUCCCCAUCUCCAUCCUUUCUAUCCCCGUCCUCAUUCUCUCCCAC